Messenger RNA from Salvelinus sp. IW2-2015, 2773 nucleotides. The record is from RefSeq and is a predicted model, not a curated record. NCBI's taxonomy places the organism in Eukaryota, Metazoa, Chordata, Actinopteri, Salmoniformes, Salmonidae.
AGUUACGCCUGAACAUUGUGGCACAUUGUGGCAAAAAAAAAAAACGAAGAAAAAAGAUUACAACAGGCAAGUUUGAAAAGAAGAGAACUCCGCUUAGAUAUUUGCGCACAGGUUCCACAGGGUAUAAAGGCAUGCAUAGGUUGAGGUAAGUAGUGUGACACUUCGAGGCACCUGGCAAGCAGUGAGAGGACCAAUCAAUCUCAACUCUUCCCCGCUCACCGAAUGACUACCCCUGCAACAGGUUAGAAGAUAAUCAAAAUAACAAUAAUUGACGAAGUUAACUGCAACAGUAAUGCCAUCCAACAAGUUUUCUUCAGCCAUCAUGGUUGAGAGUGACAAGAUGACGGCAACAGCUGAGGUGAAUGGGGACAUUCCUGCAGCCGAGGGACCAUCAGAGAACGACAGAGGCGCAGAGAUGACCAAUGAGAACAGCCCGCUGACUGCUGCUGAGCCGCCCUCCCCCUUCAGCCCCAAGCAGAACGGAGACGCUGCCUCACCUGCAGACUCAGAUGUUAACCAGUUGUCUGGGAGCAGGAAGAGAACCAGGAAGAGGUCCUCUGAGGAGGAGGAGUGCAGCUGGGACUCCUCCUAUAGUGAGCACAAGGCCAAGGUAGUAGGAGUGGGGGGCUCGGAGUCUGGCUCGGGUCUGAGACAGAGACCCUCUCCCAGGACCAUCUUCCAGGCCGGUCUGCUGGCCCCUCACAGCAAACCACGCAGCCGCGAGCAGAGAAGGGGAGGACGCCAGAACAAGCUGGAGCACCACAGCAGUCCUCUGAGCCUGGCCUGCAGUGUUGGCCCCGGGCCCCUGGUGUCCGUGGUCCCUGAGAGCCCCUCCCUGGAGCUCCUGGAGCAGGACUCUAAGGAUUCGGCCCAGAGCACCUCCACCUCCCUGGCCUCCAACACCACAGAGCCUGCCUGCCAGCCAGAGUACAAGGACAACAAGGGUUUUGGCAUUGGGGAGCUGGUGUGGGGGAAGAUCAAGGGUUUCUCCUGGUGGCCAGGCAUCGUGGUCACCUGGCGCGCCACGGGCAAACGACAAGCCACUCAUGGCAUGAGGUGGCUGCAGUGGUUCGGUGAUGGCAAGUUCUCUGAGGUUUCAGCUGACAAACUGGACUCCAUCACUGCUUUCCCCAAGUUCUUCAACCAAGCCUCCUACGCCAAGCUGGCAUCCUACCGCAGGGCCAUCUUCCAGGCACUGGAGAUGGCCAGUCUGCGUGCUGAGAAGCCAUUCCCUCCGUGUGAGUCAGAGGGGCCAGAGGACCAGGUCAAGCCCAUGCUGGACUGGGCCAAAGGGGGCUUCCUGCCUAAGGGCCAGGAGGGCCUCAAACCCACAGAGAACCCUGACAGCAACCCGUUAAACCACAAAGUGUUGGACGUCAGUCUGCUAGAGUAUUUCCCCACAGCCAAGAGGCCCCGCAUCAGCCUUUGUAAGGCCAAGAGCAGCCCCGAGGAGGUCUACAGUAGAGAACAAAUGGUGCAUGAAGUUUUGAAGAAUAACAGAAGUAUAGAAGAGUUUUGCCUCUCAUGUGGGAAAACACGAGCGGCAACCUUCCACCCACUUUUUGAAGGAGGCCUUUGCCAAGCAUGCAAGGAUGUGUAUCUUGAGAUCUCCUACAUGUAUGAUGACGAUGGCUACCAAUCGUACUGUACCGUGUGCUGCGGGGGCCGCGAGGUGCUACUGUGUGGGAACGCCAACUGCUGCAGGUGUUUCUGUGUAGAAUGCCUGGACAUUCUGGUAGGCGCGGGGGCGUCGAACAGUGCCCGUAACCUGGACCCGUGGCGCUGCUACAUGUGCCAGCCCCUGCAGCCCUACGGUGUGCUCAAACAACGCCACGAUUGGAGCAUGAAGCUGCAGGAGUUCUUUAUCAACGACAACGGCCAGGAGUUUGAAAGCCCAAAGAUCUACCGGGCUGUCCCUGCAGAUCAGAGGCACCCCAUCCGCGUGCUCUCAUUGUUUGAUGGCAUCGCCACUGGCUACUUAGUGCUACGAGACCUAGGAUUCAAAGUGGACCAUUAUAUUGCAUCAGAGGUGUGUGAGGAUUCCAUAUCGGUGGGGGUCGUCCGACAUGAAGGAAGAAUCCAGUACGUGCACGACGUGCGCAACAUCACCAGAAAAAAUAUAGAAGAGUGGGGCCCAUGCCUGGUGAUCGGAGGAAGCCCCUGUAACGACCUAUCUAUCGUCAACCCCGCCAGGAAGGGACUGUACGAGGGCACAGGGAGGUUGUUCUUUGAGUUCUACCGCCUGCUGAGUGAGGCCAAGCCCAAGGAGGGCGAGGACCGCCCAUUCUUCUGGAUGUUCGAGAACGUGGUCGCCAUGGGCGUCAACGACAAGAGGGACAUCUCUCGUUUCCUCGAGUGCAAUCCAGUGAUGAUCGAUGCCAUUGAGGUGUCUGCGGCUCACAGGGCUAGGUACUUCUGGGGCAACCUACCAGGGAUGAACAGGCCUCGGUGUGCAUCUGGGAUGGACAAGCUAGAGCUACAGGACUGUCUGGAUCAUGGCCGUGUGGCUAAGUUUGGAAAGGUGCGCACCAUCACCACGCGCGCCAACUCCAUCAAGCAGGGCAAAGACCAGCACUUUCCCGUCAUGAUGAAUGGCAAAGAGGACAUCCUGUGGUGCACUGAGCUGGAGAGGAUCUUUGGCUUCCCGGUCCACUACACAGAUGUGUCCAACAUGGGCCGCGGUGCCAGGCAGAAGCUUCUGGGCAGGUCCUGGAGCGUACCUGUCAUCAGACACCUGUUUGCCCCUCUGAAGGACUACUUUGCAUGUGAAUAG